GACUACCAGAAAGCACAGGAGGCAUCGAGUGUCAAGAAGGAUCUCCAGCAGCAGGUGUGCAACAUACUCAAGAACGAAGCACGAGUGAAGGAGAUCAUCUAGAGCGUGAAGGAAUACAUGACUAAGUACUCACUGCCCGAGCACGAUGUGGCUGUACUGCUGUGGACGACCAAGAUGCCUGGCAUGGAUUGGAACAAGAAGGAAGAGCUAGUGGCGGACCAAGCACUGAAGCAUCUGAAGCAGUACACUCCUCUGCUUGAGGCUUUCACAUCCACUCCACGUGCAGAGGUAGCUCUGCUGGUCAAAGUCCAGGAGUUCUGCUACGACAACAUGAACUUCAUGAAGGUGUUCCAGAAGACUGUCAUCCUCUUCUACAAGACAGAUGUGCUCAGCGAGGACUCUAUCCUCAAGUGGUAUAAGGGCGCCCACUCACCUAAGGGCAAGAGCGUGUUUCUCGAUCAAAUGAAGCGCUUCGUCGAGUGGCUCGAGAAUACCGAGGAAGAGUCUGAGGGGGAGGACUGAAAGGUGUACCCUGCAUGUGGCAAGCCCAGCGAGGCUCCUUGCCCGACCCUGCCAAUACAGCACCACUCAUACAGCAAGGAGAAAAAAAGAAGCCUGGUGGAUGAUGGGUUCGGCACGCCUGGGCUGCCACGGCCUCGUCAGAUGCACCUUUCUCUUCACCACCUCCACCGCCUAAGACUGUGACGACGAUCACUAACAAACCACUAUGCUGCCAGCGCUGCUGCCACCUCAUCUUGAAGACAAGUUGUUGGGAGAAGGCAAUGGAAAGAAGGCACUCUCGAGGGCAAAGAAAAGGAAAAAA
Molecule: messenger RNA, 823 nt
Organism: Dermacentor albipictus
Lineage: Eukaryota; Metazoa; Arthropoda; Arachnida; Ixodida; Ixodidae
Product: eIF5-mimic protein 1-like
Cellular component (GO): membrane; cytoplasm
Molecular function (GO): protein binding
Source: RefSeq, a predicted model, not a curated record